Molecule: messenger RNA, 4818 nt
Organism: Amphibalanus amphitrite
Lineage: Eukaryota; Metazoa; Arthropoda; Thecostraca; Balanomorpha; Balanidae
Exons: 3
Coding region: 1-4818 (1605 amino acids)
Biological process (GO): telomere maintenance; DNA repair
Molecular function (GO): DNA helicase activity
Source: RefSeq, a predicted model, not a curated record
AUGGCCGAGGCGGAGCGACAAGCUGAGGCCGAACGGAACGCGGCCCAGCAGCGAGCGCGCCGGCAGAGGGAGGCGGUACGGGAGGCCGAGGCCGCUCGCCAGCGGGAGCGCGCGGACGACGACCGGGUGCGACAGCUCAACGCCGAGAGGCAGCGCGCGUUCCGAGCCGCACAGGAGGAGGAGGCCAGGCGGGCGGAGUUGGAGGCCAACGCUGAGCGCCUCCGCCAGCAGCGAGCGGCGCAAGAUGAAGAGGCAAGGCGGGCGGAGUUGGAGGCCAACGCUGAGCGCCUCCGCCUGCAGCGAGCGGCGCAAGAUGAAGAGGCCAGGCGGGCAGAGUUGGAGGCCAACGCUGAGCGCCUCCGCCUGCAGCGCGAGGCGCAUGAGGAGGAAGCGACGCAGGCCGAGCGUGAGGCCACCGCGGCGCGCGUCCGUCAACAUCGCGAGGAACAGGACGAGGACGCCAGGCACGCUCAGCGUGCUGAAGACGCCCGGCGCCAUCAGCAGCAGCGCGCUGCCGCCCGUGCGAGGCCAGCCUCGCUUGCGGCCCGCCGGCCGGCGGACGUUUUGUCCGGCGAGCAGGUGGUGGAGGCCGAUGAUGUCGGUGCGAUGGUGAAAGUGUGUGCGUCGUGCGGAGCCCUGCGGUGGGCGGGUGAGCGCGCCACGUUCUGCUGUGCAGGCGGCAAGGUCCGCCUUGACCCGCUCCCGGCCCCGCCGCCAGUCUUACGCCGCCUUUGGACUGAUGACACCUUAGAGGCGCGCACCUUCCGGAAGUACGUCCGGCACCUCAACUCAGCGCUGGCCCUAUCGUCUUUGUCCGUGCGUGAGGUGCCGCCGCCUGCAGGCACCGGCGGGUACGCACCGUGUGUGGUGGUGCAGGGGCGGCUGUACCACCGACUUGGGCCGCUGGAAGUCCCUGAAGACCGGCCACCCUCCUUCGCCCAGAUAUACAUAAGCGACCCGCUGGCCGAAGAUCCGGAGGCUGAAGCGGCCAUUCGACUCGGUCAUGUGCGCCUGCCGGCAGCGACCUCUGCCGCCGUGCAGCACCGGCUGCUGGACCUGCUGGGACAGCUUCAGGCCAUGCUGCGCCAAGUCAACCCCUGGGUGCACGAUUUCAUCAUGGCUGCCGAGGUCCUGGCACAGGAGGUGGAACACCGGCAGCUGAUCAUCAGCGUUGCAGCCCGACCCGCCGGCGAGCACGCGCGCCGCUACAACGCCGCCGAGGGACUGCGCGAGGUGGCGGUCCUCAUGGGAGAGGAGCCCGGACAGCACGACCUGGUACUGCGCCGCCGAGCUGAUGGCGGGACCGGCGUGCUGCAGACCAUCGAUGAGAGCCACCGAGCGUGUGACCCACUCCAUUUCGUCCUCCUGUUUCCUCUGGGGACUACAGGGUGGCACCCGGCGAUUGCUCAGGCGCCGCAGCCCGGCAGGGAGCGGCAGCGAAUGGUGACAACGCUCCAGUUUUACGCGUACCGGCUCCAGAUCAGGCCCCACCAGGACGACAGCCUCCACCGCGCCGGUCGCCUGUUUCAAGAGUUUGUCUGUAUGGCCUACGCCAAGGUCGAGGCCAUCCGGCUGAAGUACAUCUCCACUCACCAGCGCGAGAUCCGGGCGGACCUCUACCAGAGCGUCCGUGACGCCGUGGCGGCUGACGCGGAGCUCGGCCAGCAGGAGCAGCCCGAGGAGGGACGUGAGCAGGCUGGUGUACCGGUCGUCGGCAGACGAGUCGUUCUGCCGGCUACUUUCAUCGGUGGACCCCGCCAUAUGAGGCAACGUUACAUGGACGCCAUGGCCAUCGUGAGGGCCAAGGGGAAGCCGACCCUCUUCAUUACCAUCACGUGUAAUCCGAAGUGGCCGGAGAUCGCAAACGCCCUGUUGCCCGGACAGAAGCCCGAGGAUCGACCCGACUUGGUGGCGCGAGUGUUCCACCUCAAGCUCCGCCGCAUCAUCGGGGACCUGACCAAGCAGGCCGUCUUCGGCAAGCCGAGCGCCUUCAUGUGGGUCAUCGAGUUUCAGAAGCGCGGCCUGCCUCACUGUCAUCUCCUGCUCAUCCUGCAGCCGGAGGACCGGCCUCGGACCGGCGCCGAUGCGGACACGAUCGUCUCGGCGGAGCUGCCGGACCCCACCGAAUCGCCGCAGUCGGCCCGUCUGCAGCAGAUUGUCCUCACCAGCAUGGUUCACAACGAGUGCGGCGCUGCUCGGCCGACCGCCACCUGCAUGAAAGACGGUCAGUGCUCCAAACGGUUCCCGAAACCGCUCUCCCACGAGACCAUCUGGCAGGAGGACCGCACGUACCCCCAGUACCGGAGGCGCGGCCCCGAGGACGGCGGCCAGCAGGCGGAGCACAAUGGGAGGAUGGUGACGAACCAGUGGGUCGUGCCCUACAAUCCGCUCCUCAGCCUUCGCUACGAGUGUCACAUCAACGUGGAGGUGUGCUCCUCUGUGGACGGAGUUAAGUACAUUUUUAUGUACAUUUACAAGGGCUCCGACCGGCAGAUGGUCCGCGCAGAUCAGCUGAUCGAGGCCGGUCAGGACGAGGUGGCAGCCUUCCGAGACCUCCGCUCCAUUGGUGCGAGCGAAGCAUGCUGGCGGCUGUUCAGCUUCGAGAUGAGCGACCGGUCACCAGCGGUGCUGGCGCUACAGGUUCAUCUCGAAGACCAUCAGCUGAUCUUCUUCCAGCCUGGGGAGGAGCGGCAGGCAGUGGCUGGGGAGCCGCGCCACACGCAGCUGACUGCCUGGAUGACCUACAACCGGGCGUCGGCCGGCGAGGACCCCGAGUGCCUCCGGGUGCUCUACCCGGACUUCCCCCAGAAGUACCGCUGGGACGCCGGCCAGAAGCGGUGGCACCGGCGCCGCAACAUGCAGGCGGCGCCCACCAUCGGCCGGGUGGUGAGUCUCACACCCAGGCACGGGGAUGUAUUCUACCUCCGGGUAUUGCUGCAUCACGUCCCCGGCGCCACGACAUUCGCCGAUCUGCGCACGGUGGACGGCCAGGUGUGCGACACACACCAAGAGGCGUGUCGGCGGCGUGGCCUGCUCCAGGACGACCAGGAGUGGGCGGAGACGCUGGCUGAGGCCGUCCGCACCCAGCGCCCCGGCCAGCUCAGGCAGCUGUUUGUGGUGGUGCUGCUAUUUUGCGCGCCGGCCGAUCCCGCAGCCCUCCUCCACCGGUUCCAGGCAGCAAUGGGAGAAGACUUCGCCCGCCGCCACCCAGAGCUGCCGCCGGAGACGGUGACGGGACUGGUGCUACUGCGCAUCAGCGACUCCCUCCAGCGGGCCGGCAAGACGCUGGAGGACUUCGGCCUGCCGCCCGUGCCAGCUGAACACCAAGCAGCGGCCGCCGCCUUGGAGGGGGCCGAGGAGCUGCGGCGCCUGCCUCCCAUUAUACGGGAGGAGGUCGACUUCGACCGAGCCGACCUUCAGCACACCGUCGACCAGCGGCUGCCAGGCCUACUGCCGGAUCAGCGCCAGGCGGUGGACACGGUGCUGGCCGCGGUCGACGGCCAGGAGCCGCUCGCCCUAUUCUUGGACGCGCCAGGUGGCACUGGCAAGACAUUUACUUUCAAUCUGCUCAUCUCUGCGGUGCGAGCCAAGGGCCUGGUGGCACUUGCCGUGGCGUUCAGCGGUAUCGCCGCUACACUGCUGGACAGCGGGAGGACUUUUCACAGCCGUUUUAAAGCUCCUCUGCGACCGGACGACACCGCCAUCUUUAACAUCCCCGCCCAGAGCGAGCUCGCCCAGCUGAUCCGGUUAGCGCGCCUCAUCGUGAUGGAUGAGGCUCCGAUGGCGCACCGGCACCACAUCGAGGGCCUCGACCGGACGCUGCGCGACCUGACGGGGUCCGAGCAGCUGUUCGGCGGCAAGGUGGUGGUGCUGGGCGGCGACUUCCGGCAGGUUCUGCCUGUCGUCCGGCACGCCAACCAGGCAGGCAUCGUGGACGCCAGUCUCCGUCGCUCGCCGCUGUGGCGCCACUUCAGAGUGCACCGGCUGAGGGAAAACAUGCGCGCCAGGCUGGCGCAGGAGGAGAACCAACAGGCCGAGCUGGAGGAGUUCUCCACCUGGCUGCUGCAGCUCGGCAACGGCGAGCUGCCCACAGACGCCGAGGGACGGGUCACCCUGCCGCCGGCGCUGGUGCUGGAAGCCGAGUUGCCGGCCGUCAUCGACUGGACCUUCGGCAACCUGACCGACGCCGACAGCAUGGCGUCCCGCGCCGUGCUGGCGCCCACUAACAGCACCGUCGACUCGGUGAACAGUUAUGUCACCGACAUCUUCCCGGGCCAGGCCGUGGAGUGCCUCAGCGCAGACGACACCGUCGGGGAGGAGCAGGAGCCGGUACCCCAGGAGUACCUCAACGGGCUGUGUGUGCCGGGCCUCCCGCCUCAUCACCUGCUUUUGAAGCCCGGCAUGCCGGUCAUCCUGCUCCGAAACAUCGACCCGGCCAGGGGACUGUGUAACGGCACCCGGCUCCUGGUGGUGGCCGUCCACGGCGGCCGGCUCCUGGAGGCGACCGUGGCCUGCGGCAGCGCGGCCGGUCGCCGGGUUCUCAUCCCCCGCCUGACGCUGCAGCCGCCGGACGACGCCUUCCCGUUCGAGUGGCGGCGGCGCCAGUUCCCGGUGCGGCCCGCCUUUGCGCUCACAAUCAACAAAGCGCAAGGUCAGACGCUCCGGCGGGUGGCCGUCCUUCUGCGAGAGCCCGUGUUCGGCCACGGACAGCUCUAUGUUGCCGCGUCCAGGGUCGGCCGCUGGCGGGACCUGCGCUUCGUCCUGCCGCCGGGCAGCGGUGGACGGACCGCCAACGUCGUCUACCGGGACGUGCUGUGA